ACAUGUGCUUUAACUUUGAAACUGUGAUUGUGUUGUGCCUUGAUUAAAAUAAAUAUUAACUAAAUAUUAUAAUAAUAUAUAUUUCAAUUAAGUGGUUGGUGUUUUUAAAGAGGAUUAAAUUAUUAUUCAUUUUUGUGCAUUGGCCGAAGAACUGGUAUUCGUGUGAGGAAUUAUAUUUCCCCAAGAUGAACCAUUCCACUUUUCUUCACCAUUUCGGUCAUAUUUCCGAUAAAUUUCUCAUAAUUAAUAGUCCGCGUGUUAUAAUAUAGUGAACUCGAUAAAAAAAUAGUUUGUGUUUGUGAAUUUCGAAAGAACUAUUAAUUUGGCAAGAUGACGAAUAUGAGCAGGAUACGAGUUGUGGUGCUGGGAUCGGCCAGAGUUGGAAAGUCAGCUGUCACAGUGAGAUACCUGACACGGAGGUACAUAGGAGAAUAUAGUUCAACAAAUGAUUUGCUGUAUCGGCAUAACGUCACGUUUGACAACGUGACCACAGAAGUUGAGAUUCUCGACACGUCCAAAUGUGUGGCCACAGGUUGUCUGUAUGAGCACAUUCGAUGGGGCGAUGCCUUCGUGGUGGUGUAUUCUGUUUGCGACAGUGUCAGUUUUGCAGAAGCCAGAGAUCUUCUAGCACAACUUGCCAAGUUGAAAUUGCCGAACUACUACACAGCACUUUUAUUGGGAAACAAGAGAGAUCUAGAUCAUUCCAGGCAAAUCUGCGUAGACGAUGGCCACGAGCUUUCGCUGCGCUACGGCUGCCAGUUCUACGAGGUGAGCGCCGCCGAGAACUUCGCCGGAGUCUCUCUCGCCUUUCAGUCGCUGCUGCGAGAGGCCAGAUCGGUCCAGCUGCUAAGAGCUCUGCCCAUCAGGCGCAAACUUGGAGUUAACAGCGUCAGCAAGGUCCUAGGCAAUAUUUUUGGAAAAAACAGCAAAGGCGACAGGAAAAAAAGGCCUUCACUUAGUAUUUAGAAAUACGGCCAUACCUGAUAUUUAUUAGAACUUACAUCGAAGAAAAGAUUAAAGAAGAC
Messenger RNA from Ctenocephalides felis (cat flea), 1025 nucleotides. Its product is annotated as ras-related and estrogen-regulated growth inhibitor-like. The record is from RefSeq and is a predicted model, not a curated record. The transcript is spliced from 7 exons. Lineage: Eukaryota; Metazoa; Arthropoda; Insecta; Siphonaptera; Pulicidae. Gene Ontology annotation, molecular function: GTP binding; GTPase activity. The coding region runs from base 331 to 966 and encodes 211 amino acids.